Molecule: messenger RNA, 2295 nt
Organism: Uncinocarpus reesii 1704
Lineage: Eukaryota; Fungi; Ascomycota; Eurotiomycetes; Onygenales; Onygenaceae
Product: sulfate permease II
Exons: 5
Coding region: 1-2295 (764 amino acids)
Biological process (GO): transmembrane transport
Cellular component (GO): membrane
Molecular function (GO): secondary active sulfate transmembrane transporter activity
Source: RefSeq, a predicted model, not a curated record
AUGGUGGCAUCCCGAACUGGUCGAGCUCUCGCCGGCGUCCUCGGUAUCAAUGUUGACUACCGCCAGGAACCCGAAGACACCUUUCGUUCUGCAGCAAAGUCCAUUUCGUCUGUCGACACGUUCGUUGAAAAUGAGCCAACGACGGCUGAAUGGAUUUUGAAUCAUCGUCCUACUGCCGGCGGUACCACGGUUGGAUUUGUGGUCGUCCCACAAGGGAUGGCAUAUGCACUUCUCGCUCGACUGCCACCGGAAUACGGGCUGUAUACGUCUUUCGUCGGUUUCUUGCUGUACUGGGCGUUUGCGACUUCAAAGGACAUCACGAUUGGGGCGGUCGCCGUGAUGUCGACGAUUGUCGGGAACAUAGUCAUCAAAGUGCAAAGAGUCCACCCCGAUAUCCCCGCCGAGCAGAUUGCCCGGGGCCUGUCCAUCAUCUGUGGAGGCGUCCUUUGUUUCAUUGGCCUUAUCAGAUGCGGCUGGAUCGUCGAAUUCAUCCCUCUGGUAACGAUCACGUCGUUUAUGACGGGCGCAGCAAUAUCCAUCGCCGUGGGUCAAGUGCCUUCGAUGAUGGGGAUUGAAGGCGUCAGCACACGAGAAGCAGCGUACAAGGUGAUCAUUAACACCCUGAAAAAUCUCCCAAACACUCAACUCGAUGCCGCCUUGGGGUUGAGCGCGCUUGUUUUGCUGUACUUCAUUCGAUGGUUCUGCGGAUUCAUGUCCGACAAACAGCCAAACAGGAAGAAAAUGUGGUUUUUCAUAUCCACCCUCAGAAUGGCUUUCAUUAUCCUGCUCUAUACCAUGAUAAGUUGGCUGGUCAACCGAAAUAUUUCAGACCAGAAGGAUGCGAAAUUCAGGAUUCUAGGAACAGUCCCUAAAGGAUUUCAGCACGCUGGUGUUCCACAUAUGGACACUCGGCUAGUCUCAUCUUUUGCUUCUGAUCUUCCCGCAAGCAUCAUCGUUCUUAUCAUUGAGCAUAUUGCCAUCUCCAAGUCCUUUGGAAGGGUUAACAACUAUGUCAUUGAUCCCUCACAAGAACUCGUUGCCAUUGGCUUUACGAACUUGUUAGGCCCAUUUCUAGGUGGUUACCCGGCUACCGGUUCAUUCUCGCGAACAGCCAUUAAAGCGAAAGCCGGAGUCCGAACUCCCCUUGCUGGCAUGUUUACAGCUGUCAUUGUGCUACUAGCUUUAUACGCUUUGACAUCGGUUUUCUUCUACAUCCCAAUGGGCACUCUAUCUGGACUAAUUAUACAUGCUGUUGGUGAUUUGAUCACUCCGCCCAAUGUCGUCUACCAGUUCUGGGAAAUUUCACCAGUCGAAGUGAUCAUCUUCUUCUGUGGUGUCUUGGUGACUGUUUUCACCCAGAUCGAAAACGGUAUCUACGCCACUAUUGGGGCUUCUGCUGCCGUCCUUUUGUAUCGAACCGCCAGAGCCAAAGGAAAUUUCUUGGGAAGAGUUAGCGUCUAUCGCGUCACUCAUGACAACUUCCAUCGCAGGGAUGACAGCAAGAUAACCAAAGAGGAUCCUACAUGGUCUGUUAGAGAAGCAUUCAUUCCGUUGGACCAUCAAGAUGGUUCCAAUCCUUUGAUCGAGGCCCAAACACCAUACCCCGGAAUCUUUAUUUAUCGAUUCAACGAAGGGUUCAAUUACCCAAAUCAAGCUCGCUACCUCGAUACACUUACGGCAUUCAUUUUCAAAGAGACACGGCGUACGCAGCUUGAAAGAUACGAUAAGCUAGGAGACCGACCAUGGAAUGACCCUGGGCCCCGAAAUGGAGCACAGAUCAACCUCGACGACAACCGCCCAAUCCUCCGCGCAGUAGUCCUCGAUUUUGCCGCCGUCAACAACGUCGACGUAACAUCUGUCCAAGGCCUGAUCGACAUUCGAAACCAGCUUGACCGCCACGCUGCCCCCGAAGUAGUUGAAUGGCAUUUUGCCAAUGUCAAUAGCCGGUGGACGAAACGUGCGCUCGCAGCAGCUGGUUUUGGUUAUCCGACCUCUGUAUCUCCAGAGUCCCUGGGCAACUGGAAACCUAUCUUCAGUGUCGCUGCGCUCUCGGGGGCCGAGGAGUCUGUGACCAAGGCCCGUAAGUCGAAGAACGGUGAUAUCGAGACAAACACGGAAGAGAUAGAAAUCUACGCCGGUGACCAAAAGGAAAUGUUGCAAAUUCCAAAGAGGAUUGCCAAUGUUCAUGGUAUUAACCGCCCAUUCUUCCAUAUGGACGUGCAAGCUGCUGUUGAAAGCGCGAUUUUGAACGCUGAGAACAGGAGCGCAGCUCGUGCUCUGAGCACCGAUGCAUGA